AUGGAAUACAGACUGAAUAUGCAAUAUAAAGCCUGGCAAGCCAAUAUUGGGUAUCUCCUUCAUCCAGCCAUCAAACAACAUGAUCGUAUGCGCAUUGCAGAUGUCGGUACAGGAACUGGGAUCUGGUUACGUGAGCUCGCAGCUGCCCUCCCAAGUACUUGUCAGCUUGACGGGUUUGACCUCUCAGACGUCAUGUUUCCCCACAAGGAUGCCUUGCCGGAAAAUAUCACCUUCCAUCAUCAAAAUUUUCUUGAGCCAUUCCCAGAUGAGUAUCUAGGGGAAUAUGAUGUCGUCAAUGUUCGAGUGAUGGUGGUAGCAUUGUCUUCUGACGAGUGGGAGCCUGCCGUGCGAAACUUGAUGACACUUCUCAAGCCAGGGGGUUAUUUACAGUGGAUAGAUUGUGCCGCACAUGAGUGUGCAAUCAAAGGAGAGCCCGAGGGGAAGCGAGCCACUGAUGCACGAUAUGGAACCGACUUAUUCCUUAGGACUCUUGUUUCGCUUGGGAAAACACCAAAUAUUGCUACCCUUCGUGGCACUUUCCAGAAAUCUGGACUGGAAUCCUGUGAAGAGCGGAUCUACACUCUUGACAACCCGGCCACGCGGGAAGACCUCAAUCUCACGGUCGUUGUCGGAAUCCAGCAUGUUCUGACUGCUGCUUUCAAAAUGCACAAGUUGAAUGAAAUACAAUCCAUGGAUCAGAUUGUUGCUAUUAUUGCUUUGAUGUUUAUGUCGUGGUUGGGAGAAAGAUUUGAUUGA
This is a messenger RNA of Penicillium roqueforti, 756 nucleotides long. Its product is annotated as class I SAM-dependent methyltransferase. Bases 1 to 756 code for a protein of 251 amino acids. The transcript has 5 exons. The record is from RefSeq and is a predicted model, not a curated record. Lineage: Eukaryota; Fungi; Ascomycota; Eurotiomycetes; Eurotiales; Aspergillaceae.